Labrus mixtus (cuckoo wrasse) is the source of this 2362-nucleotide messenger RNA. Its product is annotated as 5-hydroxytryptamine receptor 3A-like. The coding region runs from base 104 to 1471 and encodes 455 amino acids. Lineage: Eukaryota; Metazoa; Chordata; Actinopteri; Labriformes; Labridae. The transcript is spliced from 10 exons. Gene Ontology annotation, molecular function: neurotransmitter receptor activity; transmembrane signaling receptor activity; extracellular ligand-gated monoatomic ion channel activity. Gene Ontology annotation, cellular component: neuron projection; membrane; synapse. Gene Ontology annotation, biological process: monoatomic ion transmembrane transport; signal transduction; regulation of membrane potential. The record is from RefSeq and is a predicted model, not a curated record.
GGCUCAAAAUCAAAGCUGAGCAUCACAGAGACGGUUUCAUUUUCCAGCAGGAACACACGCACACGACUGGAAGCUGCUCUAACACACACACACACCUACAAACAUGAUGCGAUUUGCUUUUCUCCUUCUCGUCAUCUCCACAGACGGGGUUACCUCUAAGAAAGUGUGCAGUUACCUGGACGUCCUGGACUACCUGAACCUGACUGAAGAUACCAGGGCGUUCAAACUGACCCGACCUGUUCUGGACUACACAGACCCGACCAGGGUGGAGCUGGACAUCUUCCUGUACGCCAUCCUGGCUCUGGUUGAGAAAACACAAACUUUUAUUCCUUUCAUCUGGGUGUUAAUGAAAUGGAAACAUGAAGGCAUAUCCUGGGACCCCGCUGAGUUUUGUGGAAUGACUCAGAUUGCGAUUCCCAGAGACAUGCUGUGGAGACCUGACCUCUUCAUCUUUGAGAUGACACAGAAGGAUGACUCCCCUCUGAAUCCUUACAUUCUCUUGUCCUCUGAUGGAACGGUGUAUUCUGAAGAGGACAUGAAGGUGGUCAGCACCUGUAAGAUGGACGUCCACAAGUUCCCUUUCGACACACAGAGAUGUAACAUCUCUGUCGCGUCUGCGAUACACCACGUUGACGAGAUGCGCCUCCUUCCUUGCUCCAACUCGUCUCGAGCCACACAGUUUUCCCGAGAGGUGUUGAAGACGCAGGGAGAGUGGGAGUUUAAGCAACUAUCCGUCAGCAGCUUCAAUAUAACCUACAACAACCGGCAGUGGGAAAAUCUUGUAUACACAUUCACCAUGAGGAGGAGACCCCUCCUGCACGUCAUCAACUUCCUGUUACCCAUCCUGUUCUUCCUGUGUCUGGACCUCGCCUCCUUCUUCAUCGCUGACCAUCGAGGAGAGAAGCUGGGCUUCAAAGUCACCGUGCUGUUGGCCAUCUCUGUGCUGCUGCUCAUCCUGAACGACAUCCUGCCCUCCAUGUCCAACAAGACCCCGCUCAUAGCAACAUACUGCAUUGUGAUCUUUGCGAUGAUGCUGCUCAGUCUGCUAGAGACCAUUUUGGUGACGCAUCUUAUGGAGAAGGACUCGGUAGCACAGGAGAAGGUCGGGCCGGCGGACGACUGGCAGCACAAAAAGGAAAAGGUGAAAACCCAGGACGGCGCCACAGAGGAGAAAAAACAGACCUCCUGCGUCUGCAUCUGUAAAGUGUCUGCUGCGGAGAAACAGCAUGAACUGCUGCCGAUGGCUGAAGAGGACAACAGCCACAUUCAGUCGGGAGACUCCCAGGUGUUGCUGUUGAUCCUGGAGGAGCUGAAGGAGCUGCAGAAAACUGUUGAUCUGCACCUAAGCUGCAGACUGGAGGGAGGGAAGUCCAGCCUCUGGGCCGCAAGAACCAACAAAGUUUUCUUCAUUUUCUACGUCACCACUGUGUCGCUGUUUCUACCCCUCAUCUUCAUCGCAUGGCACACUUAAACAUUCGAAGUUAAAGUUUUAAAUACCUCUGUUUUUGAAUCGUUAUUCAGUGUGCCAACAUGUGUUUUGAGAGUUCUCUGUGUCAUUAGUCCUCAAUGUCACACUUGGUAUCAACAUUCUGCAUUUCCUGUUUAUCAUUUAGAAUCUGUUGAUGUGUUUUAGGUGAAUAACGAUUUUGUAAAUAUGUGGUGCAGACAGCUUUUUUUUUGCCAUGACAUGCACUUCACUGCAGAGGCCAUUUAGGAUGCCCUUCCUUUGAAUAUUGCUGUAAGAAAGAAACGUGUAAUCCAUGUACAUUCACAGCCACAGAUGAAAGGAUUACAAAAAGGACAAAACAGAGAUUCUAAAUUCAUAUUCAAGUUGCAGGGAGAAAAAAAUAAACCUCCAAAUAUUUUGCCAUCAAUAAAUCUACUGGACACCACUGAAGACUUUUUUUUAAAAAUGCACUUCAAAAGCAGUGAUUGAUGUUCUGUUAAACGGUUUAUAUGAGAGUGUAAAUGGAAGCACAGCUGGAGGACAUCUGUAUUGACCCCAACAUGCACCUUGACCAUGACGCCACCGUGACACACACGAGCAAACUCGCCCACGUUGAUCUAACUGAUGUUUUUUUUUACACCGUAAUGUUUCACAUUUUCCCUCCCCCGUGACAAACGAAUCUUUCCUGUUGUCCUGUUUGAGUCGACUUUAACCUCACAACACAUCCAUCUGUCUGACUUUAAACCAAUCGUGUCCAUCCUCUCCAACCUGCAACCCUCUGUUAUGACUUCAUCACCAAACAGGAGAACAGUCAUUCCUUUUGUCACUGAAUGAUUCUGGUGCGAUUGAAACAGAUACAUCAGCUUCCUGGAGGCAAAUUCACUUUGGCAGAGUGCUCAUAAAGUAUUCACCGUC